AUGGAUGACGAAACGGAUGAUAUGAUGCCAUUGAUCAAUCGGAUUUAUUACAUGGCCAGAGAGGGUAUGUCAAUGGCAUUAUACGCGUUCCUGAGUGGUCUAGGUAAACAGCAAGUUGAUUCAAUUAUUAAUCAGAAAGUUCUCGAUGAAGAUGGACAAAAAAGUACUCCACUAAUAAUAGCAGCCCGUUAUGGUCACAACAGAGUUGUCAAAAUGUUUAUCGAAAAAUUUAAAAUGGAUAUUGAACAAGAAGGAACUGUUAAAUUUGACGGAUAUGUUAUUGAAGGAGCUAGUGCUCUUUGGUGUGCAGCAGGUGCGGGACAUCUGAAUAUCGUGAAGCUUCUUGUGAAAGCUGGGGCGGACGUGAACCAUCCGACACAUACCAACUCCACACCUUUAAGAGCAGCUUGUUUCGAUGGAAGACUUGAUAUUGUCAAUUAUUUAAUUGAUCAUAACGCGGAUAUUCACAUUGCUAAUAAGUACAAUAAUACUUGUCUGAUGAUUGCAGCUCACAAGGGACAUUUAGAUGUCGUGACAUUUUUACUCGAACAUGGAGCAGAUCCUAAUGUUAAAGCUCUUUGUGGAGCUACAGCUUUGCAUUUUGCAGCAGAGUGGGGUCACGUUAGCGUAGUAACUGAAUUACUGAAGUUUGGAGCUAAGGUUACGAAGAAUGAGAAUGGAAUGACACCUCUGAUAGCUGCUGCUGAGCGUACGCGUGCUCAUAUUGUUGAAUGCUUUAUCGAGGAGAUGGAUAUUAGUCGGGAGGAUAAAAUAGAGGCCUUCGAGUUGCUCGGAGCAUCCUUUGCUAAUGAUAAAGACAAUUAUUGUUUAUCUAGUGCUUAUAAAUAUCUUCACAAAGCCAUGGAAUUACGAUACGAAGAUCCGUCUAAUAUAAUAUGUAAAAAAUUAAACGAUCCCGUGUCGGCUUACGACAACUGGAGAGAGAGCGAGACUUUACAAAGACUGGAGAGUAUUAAGAAUGACGCCAACGCUAUUCACAUGGAAUCGCUGGCUAUUAGAGAGAGAAUAUUGGGCACUCAUAAUCCAGAAGUACCACAGCCGAUUAUUUAUAGAGGUGCUGUACUAGCUGAUAAUGCCAGAUUUGAUAGGUGUAUUGAUUUAUGGCUUCACGCUUUACAUCUGAGGCAGCAAAAUAAUACUUCUGUCGUCAAAGAUCUUUUACGGUUUGCACAAGUUUUCUCACAAAUGAUUCACGUAGGAGUUGACUUGCAAUUUCCUCAAGUAAUGAAUGUACUUGAAUCAAGUGUUAUUGAAUUGAGUCGGAAUCAAUUGAAGAUAAGUAAUCCUGAUGCCGAAGAUAUUGAUCAGUAUCUUGAUGAAACAGAAUCUAACAUAACGUCAGCGUUGUACAUUCUGACAAUUCUUGUUAAAUUAAUGGCUUUAAAUCAAAAAUCAUAUGACGAAGAAGAUAUUAAAAAAGCGCAUUAUCUUGUUUACAAAUUAUGCGCAUUAAAAAUGACACUGCGUGAUGGCCAGACUCUGCUGCAUCUUGCAGUUAAUGCUAAAACGCCAGUUGAUGAUUUUCAUACCAAUGACGUUUGCAAAUUCCCGUGUUGUGCUACAGCAAAAUUAUUAAUUCAAUGCGGUGCAGAUGUUAAUGCGAUGGAUAACGAAAGAAACACUCCAUUACACGUGAUAGUCGCUUACGAGAAGCCUAUCAGCGACUUUUUGACCCUGCAUGGGAUUAUCGUGGAACUUGUCAACGCUGGAGCUCAUGUUGACACGGUAAAUAGCGAAGGAAAGACGCCUUAUGAUGCAGCAACUACAGGAGUAGCGGAAAUAGUAUUAAGAACCCAAACAAAAUUGUCGCUGAAAUGUAUGGCGGCGAAGGCCGUUAAAACGUACGGACUUUCUUACACUGGGUACGUUCCUCGUUCUCUGGAAAGUUUCAUUGAACUGCAUGGUCCUGGAUUGAAUCAAGGAUAA
This is a messenger RNA of Cotesia congregata, 1947 nucleotides long. The record is from the annotation of a GenBank genome assembly. Lineage: Eukaryota; Metazoa; Arthropoda; Insecta; Hymenoptera; Braconidae.